Molecule: messenger RNA, 2433 nt
Organism: Hyposmocoma kahamanoa
Lineage: Eukaryota; Metazoa; Arthropoda; Insecta; Lepidoptera; Cosmopterigidae
Product: protein FAM114A2
Exons: 7
Coding region: 178-1035 (285 amino acids)
Source: RefSeq, a predicted model, not a curated record
CCGACGUCUUCUAGCAUACAGUGCCAGACCAACUAAGCCCCGGAACGAACCAGCGGACCUCACGAAUUUUUCUACGUGCUUGAAAAUAAAUAAUCAAACUAAUUUCACAACCUUUCUAAAGGGUCUAGGGUUAUAACUGGCGGCCUGGACACCCUGGAGACAAUAGGUCGGAAGACCAUGGAAGUCCUGCAGGAUGGAGACCCUGGGUUGGAGAGAAAGAAACGCGCAAUGAUGGGCUUCUUUGACCCUGACAAACCCAUUCUAUCUCAGGUGCUUCGUGAAGCCAAGUCGAAAGCUGAUGAAGAGGACAGAAUAAAGGAAGAAAAACGAGAAGCCAAAGAAGUACACUAUGAAAACCUCUUCGAUGAUUUUGAAGGUCUAGUCCACCUGGAAGCACUGGAGAUGCUGUCGAAGCAGGUCAGCAUGAGGAUAGAGGAACGAGUGCAAUCAGCGUCGCCCAAACACAGGCAGGAUAUUAAGGAAACUCUACAGCAAGUGGCAGAGCUGUGCGAAAUGCCUGAUGAAGAAGACGAGGAAGAAACGAUGGACUCGGACCAGCCUAAGCCUGAAGCGUUCCUGGAACGGCUGCAGAGAGCCACUAAAGAUUUAGGUGUUAAACUACAGUUCCAGCCUUUAGUCAAACAAUACACAGAAAUCCUCGAAUACAUGGAUGACGACUCAAACGAUUUCACCGACAAAACGAUGUACAAAAAGGCGAUAGGCAGUCUAGCGCAAGCGACUGCAUUAUCCGUCGAGAUAUAUCACAAAGCAGCUGAAAUGUUACUGGUCAAACCGAGGCGAUCCACAGCGGACGAGGCCGAUGGACUUACACAGUUAACUGUGGUGCUGACGAAGCAUACGUCUGACGUAGCGACCGUGUUCACGCAAGAAAUGGACAAGCGAGCUACGUACGAAAACGCCAUAGAGUGCAAGAACUAUAUUACCAAUAUAUUCUUAGAGGCUGGCAACAGUGCUACAUAUAUACAGAAUGCGUUCCAAUUGACACAGCCGAUUGUACAGAUAGGUGCGAUUUAGAUUUUUAUUAUGACUAUAAUGACGCACAGGGCAAGAGCACGUCAUGCUUGACACUUAAGAUUUAAAUCCAACUCUAUGCCGCGUACGAUAAGAACGGUCCAAAGUAGAAAGUGUCAAGCUUGACGUGUUCUUGAUUGUACAUGUACAUAUUAUAUGAGUUGCAGUGGCGAGGCGUGAAAAUUGUUAAAAAAAACACCUACCUUAAGAAAAAGUGGCGCCAUGGCAACAUUUAAACACAACUUACUAGCACACAAGAUUUCAACACGUAAAAUUUAGCACAAAAUGUAGUAUGUGAUAAUACGUUGGAAAUUUUAGGCAAGCCGGUGAUAAUCGAGUUAUAUGGAUGCCUCGCCACUGGUGAGUUGUAUAUUUAGCGUAGUACUAGAUGUGGCUGACAAGUUAGUUGUCACCUUCGCUAUCUUGCAGAAUUGUAAAGAACUAAUUUUUACUGCUUUGCCGUUUUUGGUUGAAAGGGCGCAUGUGACAUUUAUUUAAAAAAAUAUUAUGUAUUCUGCCGCGAUCAGUAAAAAAUGGCGAUCUGUCACUAUUUUUACUUUUUCUGAGGUGGAUAGGUAUGAAGUUACAGCAAGAAAAAAGUAGAUGUUUUUCUAAUUUCAAUGCUUUCAACGUUAUUUUAUCGGUUUUGAGUUUUGUCACAAACGCCCCUUCAACGACAUGUCGACGUGAAUAUGUAACAAAUCAUUUGUCUUAAAUACGACAAAACAACUGUUACGACGUUACGACAACUGGAACGUCACCACUCAUUAACAACGAUCAUUGAAAUCCAGAAUCAUUGAUAAAUCACUUUUCGAGUUAAUUGGACUAAGAUGUUAUUAAUGAUUAUUUUCACAACUUCAAACGGAAAAAUAGUUUGUGAUGAGAUAAGUCGAAAAUAUAGAGUCGGUGAACUCUUCCAAUCGAGAAAAAUUUUUAUGAAUUAUUAGUAGUUUUUGAACUCGAUGCUUUGAUAUGUUAUUUUCGGUUAAAAUGUGUAAUUGAUGAAUUUUUAGCCAAUGUGUACUACUAAUAAUAGUAAUUAUAUAGGUAUAUCCGGUUGCGUUCUAUGGAAAUUAAAUAACGCUGUAUAACUUACUUGUCAGCUAAUGUGGUAUUGUGCAAAAAGGUUCCUAUUUGUUAUAUAGCCUUUAUUAUGCUAAUGGAAAAGUUUUUUGGUAUUCCUGUGCCCGGCAAUGGGACUAUACAUAUAUAGACUAACUAUUAUAUUCCAAUCUCUGUAUAAACUUUUUAGCAAAACACCGUGCUCAUUUGUAGGAUCGAGUAUAUAACCAGAAAUAGAUACGUAAUGUCAUUUAACUUUUUGAAAACUAUUCUGCCAAAUCAUUACGGUGACAACUGCGCUCCGAUUGGCCACCUCGAAUUCGAAACAAUUGACGGGUG